Messenger RNA from Scedosporium apiospermum, 1197 nucleotides. Its product is annotated as FK506-binding protein 2. Gene Ontology annotation, cellular component: membrane. The transcript has 2 exons. Bases 1 to 1197 code for a protein of 398 amino acids. Lineage: Eukaryota; Fungi; Ascomycota; Sordariomycetes; Microascales; Microascaceae. The record is from RefSeq and is a predicted model, not a curated record.
AUGUCACCACCACUUGAGCAAGGACCCGCCGUUGUGCUCGACCUCGCAAGAGAGGCAGUCUUUGCGCUAACGACUGUCGCGAACCCCACGCCAACCGACGUAUCGAUCCCCCUCGCCACCGCGAACUUGCUAGCCACCGCCGCCGCCGUAGCAGUAGCUACCGCGACGAGUAUCCCGAUCGCGGGUGACGAUGACGACACCGACGACGAUGACUAUACCGGCGAGUGCCGCCUCCUGGGCUCCUUUGCCCUCAUUGUGCAGGCAGCUCUCGGCGGCCUUGCCAUGAUGUCCCUGGUGUACAAGCGAUGGAGGGAACGACCGCAGCGACCCGUGUUGAUUUGGUUCUUCGACGUUUCGAAGCAGGUGUUUGGCUCCGUGCUGGUUCAUAUCGCCAACGUCUUCAUGUCCAUGCUCACGUCGGGACGCUUUACUCUACAGACGCCACAGCCUGGCAUCGGACCCAUGGAGAGGAUGCUGCUGCGUAGGGAUGGAGACGGGUAUAGUCCGAACCCGUGCUCCGCCUACCUACUGAACCUGGGCAUUGACACGACACUCGGCAUCCCCAUCCUAAUCUACCUCCUCCGUCUAUUCACCGGCCUCGCCUCCCUCACAUCCUUCGGCCAGCCUCCCGAAUCCAUCCAGACAGGCAACUAUGGCUCCCCACCCAACUGGCGAUGGUGGCUCAAGCAAUCCCUCCUCUACUUCUGCGGCCUCUUCGGCAUGAAGCUCGUCGUCCUCGUCAUCUUCGUCCUCUUCCCCUGGGUCUCCCACAUCGGCGACUGGGCCCUGGGCUGGACCGAAGGCAACGAGAAGCUGCAAAUCUUCUUCGUCAUGAUGCUCUUCCCCCUCAUCAUGAACGCCCUGCAAUACUACAUCAUCGACUCGUUUAUCAAGUUGCAGCCGCCCCGCGAGCACGAGCGCGUCCCCGGCGAGGAGCUCGACGACGACAACGAUGAUCAGAGGAGACGCCGCUCGUCGGCCGGCCUCUACGACGCGGAAAAUUUCGAGACUAGCUCCGACGAUCUCAGUACCGAAAAUGAUAAUACGUACGGCGUGCGCAUGCAUAGGUCUAGAUCGCGGCCGAGUUACGAGUCGGAUGGUGAGGCUGACGGGGAAACCCUGGUGCGGGGCAGCGGCUCCAGCAGGGGGAGUGAGCGCGGAAGCUUGCUGCCGACGAGUCUCUAUCCUAAGGAGUAG